AUGGUUGUCUGUAAAUUUUUUCACCAAGGAUAUUGUCGGUUUGGGCAGAGUUGCAGAUUUGAACAUGUUUAUGGUUCAAAGUAUUCAUAUCGAGCUCCACAAACUCAAAAUCAAAACUCUAAUACUGGAAAUCAAAACGGUUUUGGGAGUAAUGCAUCAUCAUUAUUUCGAAGUGCUGUACAAAAUACAGCUACAUAUAAUAAUGCUGCUAAUAAUUCUGCUUUCGUGCAGAAUCCACCAAGAGUGUCUGUUUUUAACAGACUAGGUGAACAAAAUUCAAAUUUUAAUCAAAAUAAUCAGGCAAGGUCCAUAUUCGCACAAGCAAAUCAAAAUGUUUUUCAAGAUAGUCAACCAACAAAUGUAUUUCAAACUCAGAAUCAGGCAAAAUCAAUUUUUUCACAAGCUACACAAAACGUUUUUGGUUCACAAACUAACUUUGCAGCUCAAAAUAAUGCAGCUAAUUUAUUUGCAAGUGCGGCACAAAAAGUAUCACAGAAUAAUGUGUUUGACUCACAGAUGAGUUCUUCUCCGAUGAUAACUAACAAUAUUUCUCAAACAUCAGAAAGACCAACAUCCAAUGUAUUCGGUGUAGUUUCUAGUAAUUUUGAUCAAAAUUAUAAUAAUGAAGAUACAUUAUAUUAUAGCAAAUUAGAAGAUUUGUCUGCAGAUGCAAUAGAAGCUUUUAACAGUGCAGAUUUUAAGUUAGGUUAUAUACCAGAACUGCCACCACCUAAGUCUUUAUGUAUA
Brenthis ino (lesser marbled fritillary) is the source of this 747-nucleotide messenger RNA. Lineage: Eukaryota; Metazoa; Arthropoda; Insecta; Lepidoptera; Nymphalidae. The record is from the annotation of a GenBank genome assembly.